This is a messenger RNA of Melanaphis sacchari, 544 nucleotides long. Its product is annotated as transmembrane protein 107-like. Gene Ontology annotation, biological process: protein localization to ciliary transition zone; non-motile cilium assembly. Lineage: Eukaryota; Metazoa; Arthropoda; Insecta; Hemiptera; Aphididae. The record is from RefSeq and is a predicted model, not a curated record. The transcript is spliced from 5 exons. Gene Ontology annotation, cellular component: MKS complex. Bases 92 to 511 code for a protein of 139 amino acids.
GAAACUUAUUGUUUUAUCUAUACUUUAAUGUGUUUUUCGAGGAAGUAUAUUGGAUAAGCAACGGUAUAUAAAAAAAUAUUAUUAAGCCACAAUGUCAACGUUUUGUGCUGAUGGUCUUAUUCCUGCAAGAUUUUUAUGCCUCGUUGCUCAUUUUAUAAUACUUAUCAUGGCUUUAAACCAUAGGGAACGAAACGUAAAAGCCUGUCUACCAUAUGAUUAUGACAACGACCUAUAUAUGGAACAAGACAAAAGGUUGAUGAUUGGUUAUACACUUUCAAUUGGUUUCAUUGGUAUCGAAAUGUUUGGAUUUAUGAGUGGUAUAACAAUGUUUUCUCCAACAAACGGUUUUAUUUCUAUGAUUUGUCAUGGUGUGGCUACCAUGAUGAUGUUUUAUUUCCUCCAAGACUUGUGGAGUUGUGAAAUGUUUUGGUCUGUAUUUUUUUUAUGCAGCAUAUUUCCGUGUUUGAUCGAACUAAUUAUGAUAAGCUAUUCUUUUAUAAUGAAAAAAUGACGAAAUAUUUAUGAAAAUUAUAUUUAAGUUAUC